This is a messenger RNA of Rotaria sp. Silwood2, 1815 nucleotides long. Lineage: Eukaryota; Metazoa; Rotifera; Eurotatoria; Philodinida; Philodinidae. The record is from the annotation of a GenBank genome assembly.
AUGGCUUUUUUAAUUUCUCGCUAUAUAUAUCGUACUACUCUUGCUAUAUUUAUUGUUUGGUUUUUAAUAAUUUUCAUCUUAUUUCAAUCACAUGAUUCGACAAACAAUUCUAUCGAUAAACAACCAUUUAUUGAAGAUGAAAAUCCCAAUGAACAUAAAGAACCCAACAUCAGUCCACGUGAUGCAACCAAUUUUAUAACCAAAUUCAUUAAAAAAUCAGAAAAUAAAAAAGCUCGUGUUAUACGUAAUAAACAAGAACAAGUAGGGGCACCAAAUAUUGAUGAUAAAAAUGUUGAUUUAAGUGAGCCAGGUGAAAUGGGUAAAUCGGUUGACAUUGACAAAAGUAAAUUAUCACCAGAUCAACUUAAAAAAUAUGAAGAAGGCUUUGAAAACAAUGCAUUUAAUGAAUAUGUUAGUGAUUUAAUAUCAUAUCAUCGUAGUUUACCUGAUGUACGUGAUCCAGAUUGUCGAAAAAUUGACUAUGGACCAAUAUCAGUAACAGCAAGUAUUAUAAUGUGUUUUCAUAAUGAAGGAUGGUCAGUAUUAAUAAGAUCAAUACAUUCGAUUAUUGAUCGUAGUCCUUCACAUUUAUUAAAAGAAAUUAUUCUUGUCGAUGAUUUUUCUGAUAUGGAACAUUUAAAGAAACCAUUGGAUGAUUAUAUCAAACAACUUAAAAUAGUUUCAGUAGUUCGACAAAAACAACGAGAAGGUUUAAUACGUUCACGUUUAGCUGGUGUUGCUGUUGCUAAAGGUGAUAUUAUUGUUUUUCUUGAUUCACAUAUUGAAACUACAGAAGGUUGGCUUGAGCCAUUACUGGGUCCAAUAUCACAAAAUCGUACUAUUAUUGUAACACCUAUUAUUGAAACUAUUGAUGACACCACAUUUCAAUAUAGAUCUAUUGCUACUAGUGAUAUAAGUGUUGGCGGUUUUGAUUGGAAUUUACAAUUUAAUUGGUAUGCUAUAUCUGACCGAGAACGAGAAAGAAGAAAACAUCAUUUAGAACCAAUAAGAACACCAACUAUGGCUGGAGGACUUUUUGCCAUGAGUAAAAGUUAUUUUUAUGAUUUGGGAACUUAUGAUGCCGGAAUGGAUAUUUGGGGUGGUGAAAAUCUAGAACUAUCUUUUCGCAUAUGGAUGUGUGGCGGCACUCUGGUCAUUGCUCCUUGUUCUCAUGUUGGUCAUAUAUUUCGUAAACGAUCUCCUUAUAAAUGGUCAUCUGAAAUCAAUAUACUUGUUAAGAAUUCUAUUCGAGUUGCUGAAGUUUGGCUUGAUGAAUAUAAAAUUGAUUAUGGUGAUGUUACAUCACGUAAAUUACUCCGAGAAAAACUACAAUGUAAAUCAUUUAAAUGGUAUUUAACUGAGGUCUAUCCUGAGUUAUCUCUUCCACCUGAUGCAAUAGCUCUUGGUGAGAUUCGAAAUUUUGAUGGAGAUUUUUGUAUUGAUGCCGAUACUGAACCCAACCAUUUCAAUGAACCAGUAAUUGGUUAUACAUGUCAUAAUGAAGGCGGCAAUCAGUUUUUUAUGCUAACCACAACGGGUGAAAUUCGUCGGGAUCUAGGAUGUUUAGAUUAUGGUGGUGGAAUGGCAGAUGCUAAUAAAAAUGAUAAAGUUAUUGUUUUGGCAUGUUAUGGCGAGGAAGGAAAUCAAUAUUGGAUUUAUAAUGAGCACAAUCAGAUCUACCAUCCAUCAUCGAAUUUAUGUAUGGCAUUAUCUGAUGAUAGAGAACAUAUUCAAAUGCAAGCAUGCGAUCUUACAAAUAAGGCUCAUAAAUGGUCAUGGAAACGACAACCACUUAAUGAAACGCACAAUACUUAA